GCAACGUUGAGAUCAAGGAUACAAAAUUUGGUUAUAUAGUAAUUCAGGCAUUGUAGUAUUUUGUUUUGGUUCUUAACUUCAUAGCAAAUAUGUCCAGUGAAAAGCAAAAUCUCAAGGCAGGGGAAUCCCACGGCCAGUGCCAGGAGAAGGCUGAAGAGUGGAUGCAAUCCACAAAGGAUACAGCCAAUGCAGCCAUGGACAAGACUGCUGAUGCAACUCAAUCAGCUAAGAACGCUGCCCCAGAAAACAAGGAGCAAGCUGCCGGCUUCCUCCAGCAGACAGGAGAGCAGGUAAAAGGCAUGGCUCAGGGCGCUGUGGACACUGUGAAGAGCACACUUGGAGUGGGUGACAAGAAAUGAAACAAAACCAGUACGGCAUACUGCAUUGGUCGACUCUCGUAAUGCAUGCACGCUGCAUGCAUUGUUGGAUUUAGUUUUUCUCUAUCGGUUGUACUAAAGCCUUUUGAUUUUCAUACUUUUGCCAGCUUCUUCAUUGUAAUAGCUAGCCAGAUGCAAUAAAGGCUUUUUUUUUUUCCUUUCACA
Juglans regia (Persian walnut) is the source of this 542-nucleotide messenger RNA. RefSeq names its product late embryogenesis abundant protein 2-like. The record is from RefSeq and is a predicted model, not a curated record. NCBI's taxonomy places the organism in Eukaryota, Viridiplantae, Streptophyta, Magnoliopsida, Fagales, Juglandaceae. The transcript has 3 exons. Bases 90 to 359 code for a protein of 89 amino acids.